GUUUCUUUCCCAGCGUCAUAAACAUGGCGGAGAAGGAGGCAGAAAUUGCGUUUAAAAAGGAAACAGUAAACAAACUGUUGUCCACCUUCUUCAAGGAAGACAAAACCAAAGUAAGUGGUGAUGCUGUGCUGCUCAUGGUAGAGAUGCUCCGAGUGUUUGUGCAAGAGGCCGCUGUACGAUCACUGAAACAAGCUGAAUCUGAAGACUGUGACCAAGUAGACAUCGAGCACUUUGAAAAGAUCCUUCCUCAGCUGCUAAUGGACUUCUAGCACCUUAAUGCCACUAGAGGGAGCCAGAGUGUUGCCUUCAAUCUUCUUCAGUGUCUGCAUUCACAAGUUUGGCUCUACUGAGGGUUACAGUUUCUGUGUAACUGCAAUUUCAUUUUACACUCAAAUGUGUAAUAACAUUAAGAUUCCCACUCUGUGUUUAUUGGAGUUGUUUGAUUUUAAGUGGAAAGCAGCAGUGCUGUCCACACGCCUCCCUGCUACCACCAAUAAGGCCCACCUGUGCUCCUCUGUGCAACAACAGGUGCUUCCAGCAUGCUCCAUGGCGCCCUUCAUCAAAGCCUCCUGGAGCAGUUGGAAGCAAUUAGAGUAAUAAGGGGAGCAGCCAGUCCCUUAGAUGAUGACAAGUGCCAGGAAAAAAGGAGUACCCCCUCCGGCCACUUUGAAGUUCCCUUUUGCUGUCCUGCGAUGUUUAGUUAGAGGUGGGGGGAAGGGCAAAGGGGACCUCUGGCACAGGGGGAAAGUUGAAUGGGAGUGUGCGUGCACAGAUGCGUGCAUGUGUUAGCCAAACACGGCCGGAGACCACACGCAUAGAUAUUCUGUUUGAAAGGAAACAUAACAAAACACAUUGGAACAUGGUCCAAGAAGAGCAGGGUGUAAUUCUGAAGGUAAAUAAACAAAAGAGGCGAGUAGUAGAGGUGCUUUCUCUCCUUUCAUCACAGCAGAGGGGGAAGCUGGGCCUGCGAGGUAGAGGGUAAUGUGGGGUUUUCUAACCCGAGCGCCUCUGAUGGUUUUCCACCAGUGGUCUAUCUCACCAACGUGUCUUCACUGUGAGUCAGCAUAGCUGCACAACACCUCACACUAUUUAUUUGUGUGGCUCUUGGAUGACUCACCAUGCUUGCGAACCCAGCCUAAAAUACAGCUGGAAGCAACUUAGGUGGAAGUCAACAGUCCAGACUCAGAAAGGUGCUCAAGGACAGAGCACCUGGAAUUUGACCCAGCACCUUUUUAAGUAGGACCCAGACUGGAUUUGUGUUUCCCAGGAGUCACUUUCACAGCAGGCCUUCAGAAGAAGGUGUGUUUAGUUUAAUGAUGCUAUGAGAACAAUUGGCACAAAAAUCUUUGUGAAUGUAAUAAAUUAUUUAGUUAGUAAUUAGAAUGAUUCAUAACAGCAUUUCAUGCCCUUUCAAGGCCUUACAUGUAACCAAAUCCACCCUUCUUUUUAUCAUGAUCAGAACAAAUCUGUUGUAAGUUAAGGUUUUGGAAAUGACAGGGGUCAUAUUUCUGUUGGUUUACUAGAGAUAAAAUGUAUCAUCUCCAAAUGUCAGUCCUUACAGAUGAAAUAAAAACAAUUAUUCUGCUGAA
Messenger RNA from Cheilinus undulatus (humphead wrasse), 1589 nucleotides. It is a transcript of the gene cenpx, whose product is annotated as centromere protein X. Bases 24 to 269 code for a protein of 81 amino acids. Gene Ontology annotation, biological process: replication fork processing; resolution of meiotic recombination intermediates; DNA repair. Gene Ontology annotation, molecular function: protein heterodimerization activity. The record is from RefSeq and is a predicted model, not a curated record. Lineage: Eukaryota; Metazoa; Chordata; Actinopteri; Labriformes; Labridae. The transcript is spliced from 5 exons. Gene Ontology annotation, cellular component: Fanconi anaemia nuclear complex; FANCM-MHF complex.